Messenger RNA from Oikopleura dioica, 1527 nucleotides. NCBI's taxonomy places the organism in Eukaryota, Metazoa, Chordata, Appendicularia, Copelata, Oikopleuridae. The record is from the annotation of a GenBank genome assembly.
AUGAAGUUGUCCGCUUUCGUUUUUUCGACCGUGUUUGCUGGCGAAGAUGCUCCAGGAAUCAACGUUCCUUUUGAAGUAGAGAUUUUGGGUGGCAAAAAUUGCCCAAUUACUCAAGGUACUGCUCUCGUCGCGAAAUUCGUCACGGAAGUCUUCGUCCACAACACUGUCAUCACCAUUCCUGUCGACGGAGAAGCCAAAGACUACAAAGACUACGAAGUCAGCCUCGACCAUCCCGACCUCAAAAAGCCUGUCCGCUGCGGAUCGAAAUACUCCGCGAAAUACAUCAAGAAGCAGGAUGACAACACGAUUGAGUUUUACUGCAAAGGUGUUGGGAAAACCAAAAAGUUGGGAAGACUAGCCGAUGAAGCUAAAGUUUACAUCAAGAAGAACAAAGUGGGAAAAUGCGUCGAUUUCAGUGGCGUUGAAUUCCACACCGUCCAAGAAGACCUUCAAGUCUGGUCGGAUUGGUCUGACUGGGGCGAGUGCUACGAUGACUCUUACAACCGAACCCGAACCUGUGAAGGGCCAUUUUGCGAAGUCGAAGUCGAGUACGAAACGAGAGAAGAGCCCUGCUUGAUUUGCGAAGCUGGUUACGAAGCAAAUGAAGACGAUACCGAGUGCGUUGAUGUCGAUGAAUGCGAAAGGGGAGAUGCCUGCCCGAUGAACUCAAUUUGCACGAAUGAGGAAGGAAGUCACUCUUGCCAGUGUGAGGAUGGCCUGUUUGGAGAUGAUUACAACUUCUGCAUUGAACGAAGAGCCUGUCAUCCUGAAGGUGCUGGAGAUUGCAACUGCGAGCUUCUUGAUGUGGCAAAUGCUACUUUCAUCACAAACACUUGGAACUCCACCGACUCAAACUGCUUCUACGAGUUUUCCGUCCAACUUCCCGACAUCCCCGUCAAUUCUUGGAAAGUAAACAUCGACUGGUCUUCCCCAGUUUCGAUUCAUGGUCUUUGGCGAGCAAGAACUGACGCAGCAGAGGCUUCAAGCCACGAGCUCCAAGCUGCGUAUUUCAAUGUCGACGAUUUGAUGGAUUUCACGAUUCAAGUUCAAUCAGAAGAAAGCUGCUCAGCGGUAAAUCCGAUUGAAAAUCUUUCGCUAUGCACGGAAGCGGCAGAAGAAUCAGAUCGAUCUGACUACACGACCUUCAAAAUGACGACACAGACAAUUGUUGGAGAGCCCUUAACAUUUGCCACGACAACCAAAACGCCACUCAAUCUUUCGGAAGAGUCAUGUGACCUCGUUUCCUUUAAUCCUACAAAUGUUUGGUCCGAAGGAGAAAUAAUGGCCGGACAAUAUAAGAUCAGCUUCGAGUUGGAAACUAGCGCUUACGAAUGGAGAAUCGUCUUGCCUAUUCCCGACGACUCUGAUGUUUCGCCGUGGACUUCUGUUUACGCUGACGGCUCCCUCACUUCUCAUGAUUGGAACGCAAUUCUUCAACCGGGAGGAAAUGAUUUCGGAAUGAUCAUCAAAUCGAGCGGCUUUGAAGAAAAAUAUGCAAAAUUUUGUUACAAAACUCUUCUUGACUGA